Asparagus officinalis (garden asparagus) is the source of this 489-nucleotide messenger RNA. RefSeq lists its product as uncharacterized. The transcript is spliced from 3 exons. Bases 18 to 374 code for a protein of 118 amino acids. The record is from RefSeq and is a predicted model, not a curated record. NCBI's taxonomy places the organism in Eukaryota, Viridiplantae, Streptophyta, Magnoliopsida, Asparagales, Asparagaceae. Gene Ontology annotation, biological process: regulation of response to reactive oxygen species.
AGGCAUUUCCAGGAGGAAUGACAGAGGAGAAAAAAGUAGUAAGAAGGAGAGCCCUUGCAAAGUGGCUAAAGGAGAGUAUUUUGAGAUUAGGCCCAACAUUUAUCAAAAUAGGGCAACAGUUUUCUACAAGGGUGGAUAUUCUUGCUCAAGAAUAUGUUGAUCAGCUGUCCGAACUUCAGGUCAAAAUACUUGUCGACCAUAUGAUUCAUGCACCCAUUACACCACUGUAUUGCUCUGUACCAGCCUACUUGCACAAUUUAUUACACACCAACAUUCCUGGCUAUUAUGAGGCAUUCUGGAAGGAGUUGGAUGGUGUCAAGCAAAUCUGGAAGAACAUAAAGCAAAUCUGGAAGAACAGAAAGGAACUCAAAUAGAUUAUUAAUCAUGUAUCGAUGAAUUACAUUCUUUCCUAGAAGUGUCAUAGCCAUUGUAAAUAAUUUAUGUAAACGUUUGUAAAUAAUUUAUGUAUCUCUCUACUAUUUUGGUGAA